AUGAUAGAGGUAAUCGUAAAUGAUCGGCUUGGUAGGAAGAUAAAAGUGAAGUCCCUUUCUGAUGAUUUUGUAGGUGAUCUUAAAAGAGUUCUUUCCUUGCAGCUCGGAACGCCACAUGCGAAGAUCGUGCUGCAAAAAGGCGGUACGGUCUUAAAGGAUCACAUUAGUCUGGGCGACUACGAGAUUCACGAUGGGACAUAUUUGGAAUUAUAUUACCUGUAA
Molecule: messenger RNA, 222 nt
Organism: Eremothecium sinecaudum
Lineage: Eukaryota; Fungi; Ascomycota; Saccharomycetes; Saccharomycetales; Saccharomycetaceae
Gene: HUB1
Product: ubiquitin-like protein HUB1
Exons: 1
Coding region: 1-222 (73 amino acids)
Biological process (GO): mRNA splicing, via spliceosome; protein modification process
Cellular component (GO): nucleus; cytoplasm
Molecular function (GO): protein tag activity; protein binding
Source: RefSeq, a predicted model, not a curated record